UCAUCAGUUGCUUAAUUGAAAAAAAUGAAGGGUUUACAGUUGAUUACAGCUCUUGCCAUAUUGGCUCUGGUUUCUCCAUUUUCUUCUGCUUAUGAUCCCAGCCCCCUUCAGGACUUCUGUGUUGCCAUUCCUGAUCUCAACAAUGGUGUGUUUGUGAAUGGCAAAUUCUGCAAGGACCCAAAGCUAGUUAAAGCAGAUGAUUUCUUCUUCCGAGGGCUGAAUGUUCCCGGAAACACAGAAAAUCCAGUACGCUCCAAUGUGACAACAGUUAACGUCGAUCAAAUUCCAGGACUAAACACUCUUGGUAUAUCUUUGGUUCGAAUUGACUAUGCACCAGGCGGCCAAAACCCACCUCACACUCACCCUCGUGGCACAGAGAUCCUUGUGCUACUAGAGGGAAGUUUGUACGUUGGAUUUGUUGCAUCCAACCAAAACAACAACACCCUUUUCACCAAAGUUCUGUAUCCUGGAGAUGUGUUCGUGUUCCCAAUAGGACAGGUUCACUUCCAGGUUAAUAUUGGAAAAACAAAUGCUGUUGCUUUUGCCGGUUUGGGCAGCCAGAAUGCAGGGGUGAUCACCAUAGCAAAUACAGUUUUUGGGUCAAAGCCACCUAUUUAUCCCGAUGUUCUUGCCAGUGCAUUUCAAUUGGAAGUAGAUAUCGUGAAGCAUCUGCAAUCCCAAUUCUGGUCCUAUAACUAAAAUUUUGAAGUUCGGUAUAAUUUCUUAAUCAAUAAGGAAGAAGUUGUUCACACCUUACAUGGGAUAGUGUAAUAUCCUUUUAAGUACUGGCUUUAUUGCCUUAUGUUUGCUUGUUUAUG
Molecule: messenger RNA, 818 nt
Organism: Carica papaya (papaya)
Lineage: Eukaryota; Viridiplantae; Streptophyta; Magnoliopsida; Brassicales; Caricaceae
Product: germin-like protein subfamily 1 member 13
Molecular function (GO): manganese ion binding
Source: RefSeq, a predicted model, not a curated record